AUGAGUGCCAGCAAUAACGGCAAUAAUGCGGCUACGAAUAAGAAGAAACCCAAGCAGAUUGAUUUCAUUGUUAAUACUGGGAAUCCCAACGAUGCGUCCAGCCAGGCGAACAAGAAGCGUGUGAGGUCCGUGGCGGCGCUGAAGUCUUGGCCGGAGCGGAGGAAGAAGAUUUUCGAGCAGUUGGAGAGUUCUUCGGCGGGAGGGAGUGGGAGUGGGAGUGGGAGUGGAAGUGGGCAGAGUGCGUUUUUGGUCGAGACGGAGCCGACGACGACGAGUUCGAAAUCUACGACGACAUUCACUGCUGGACCUGGAUCUUCGAGCGAGAGGAAACGAACGACUUCAACAACCUCUACAAUCGCAGGCCCACCCCGUCCCGCCCCUCCUCCCCCACCCACAAAGGAACCCACCUACAUCGGCCUCGGCGCCGGUUCCUCCCUCGCCCUCUACCACGACGCCCUGUCCCGCGUGCCCGCCACCAAAGCCGCCGUCGAACAAGUCCACCUCGUGCACCCCGACACGCCGUGCCAAUGCAAACAAUGCCGCUCCAAACGCCGCAUCGCCAACACGCCCUUGGGAGCGGUUUCCAGCACGCAGUAUGUCGUGCCGGAGCGCCGGAAACGUAUGGCGGAUGGCAGCGAGAAGCCUAUGGCGUUUGUGGGGGGUGGCGAUAUGGCUAUGCUCACGCCGCCGAGUUCGCCCGCGCCGAGUCCUGACAGGGGGAGGGCGGAUCCGUUUAAUUGUUAUCCGGUGCCGUAUCAGCCUUGGUUUGAUCAUAUUUUGCAUCAUAUGAUGACGGUCUACGCCCCCCGCGGCUGGCCCGCCCUCAAAAUCACCGACGAACAAGGCGUCAAAUGGGAAUGGUUCAUGACGCAAAACGCCCUCUCCGAGCCCGCCCUCUUCUACGUCCGCCUGCUCUUCGGCUCCGGCGACAUGAUCAAACUCGGCACCGUCCGCUCCGAGAUCAUGUACUGGCUGCGCGCGCAAGCCAUCAAAGCUAUCAACGACGCCCUCGCGGAGCCCUCCCGCGCCUGCUCCGACGCCAUCAUCCUCGCCGUCGGCCGCAUCGCUCUGCACGAGCACAUGUACGGCGACAAGCACGCGUCCGCGCACGUGCACCGGCCGGCGCAGAAGCGCAUGAUUGAGAUGCGGGGCGGCAUGAAGGCGCUGGAGUUUCCGGAGCUGGUUAAGAGGCUCAUGCGGUGGAGUGAUCGGAUUAUGGCGGUGGGGAGUGGUACGGAGAGGUUGUUGGAGGACGAUGAGUCGAAUCCGAAUUUUACGCUCAGGGAGAGUGUGGGUGCGAUUGAGAGGUGGGCGCCGCAUGAGAUGCCCGGGGUGAGGAGUAAGAUUAGGAUUUCGGAUUUGGUUAAUGAGGAGGAUGAGGAGUGA
Molecule: messenger RNA, 1386 nt
Organism: Zasmidium cellare ATCC 36951
Lineage: Eukaryota; Fungi; Ascomycota; Dothideomycetes; Mycosphaerellales; Mycosphaerellaceae
Exons: 2
Coding region: 1-1386 (461 amino acids)
Source: RefSeq, a predicted model, not a curated record